Molecule: messenger RNA, 2793 nt
Organism: Microtus oregoni (creeping vole)
Lineage: Eukaryota; Metazoa; Chordata; Mammalia; Rodentia; Cricetidae
Gene: Emp1
Product: epithelial membrane protein 1
Exons: 5
Coding region: 192-671 (159 amino acids)
Cellular component (GO): plasma membrane
Source: RefSeq, a predicted model, not a curated record
ACCGCCCAUCACACACCCCAGCACACCAGCCCAGGAAACUUAUAACCUCGGGAGGCAGGGCCCUCCCCUCACUGUGGCCGCAUACCUCCCGAAGAGCGGACCGACCAGCAGCCAGCUCCAUCGCUCAGGGCAUCUGCCUCAGUCUCCGGAUCCUCCAGAACUCUCUGCUCCCGAACCACCAAACAGCCAAGAUGCUGGUGUUACUGGCUGGGAUCUUUGUGGUGCACAUCGCUGCUGCUAUAAUGCUCUUCGUCUCUACCAUCUCCAACGUCUGGAUGGUUUCAAAUGACGUAGCAUCCUCCGUGGGACUUUGGAAGAACUGUACUAGUGGUGAUUGCAAGGACACCCUGACAUACGGCAAUGAAGAUGCUCUCAAGGCAGUGCAAGCCUUCAUGAUCCUCUCCAUCAUCUUCUGUGUGAUCUCCCUUGUGGUCUUCGUGUUCCAGCUCUUCACCAUGGAGAAGGGAAACCGCUUCUUCCUCUCAGGGUCCACCAUGUUGGUGUGCUGGUUUUGCAUCCUGGUCGGAGUGUCCAUCUACACUCACCAUUAUGCCCACGGUGAGAAAUUUACCCCCACAAACCACCAUGGCUACUGUUUCAUCCUGACCUGGAUUUGCUUCUGCUUCACUUUUAUUAUUGGCAUUCUCUACAUGGUCCUGAGGAAGAAAUAAGAUGAACAAGCUUAUGGGGACUUGGUGGGGUGGGCGUGGGGAGGAGGAAGCGGCUUAAUCUGGGAGGGAAGCAGAAGUUAUUGUGUAGGAAUAACCAAGGGAAGGGAGGGGGGAGGGGAAGAGGGAAGGAAAAGUGGGGGAGAGGCCCAAACCCAAACCAUUUCUGGGGGUGGGAUUCUCUACUGCCAAGCACCUGCCCUUGGAAGAAAAGUUGUUGGCUACUAUGCUGAUGCUUCCUUGAAGCCAUCAGAGGGUCCUCCUCUAGCCACCAAAUAUGAGCCCCUCUGUCCUCAGUUACACAGCACCACUUAGGACCUUAUCAGCUGCCAUAGGACUGGACGACUGGUUCCACUCUUGAGGGAAACUUCUGGGCCACUCACCGAGGUCUUCCAAACCUAUAUCACCAAGCUCCAACAGUGGUCCAAGUCCCGGCAAGAGCAGAUACUGCUUCUUUGCUGGGAAGGCUAAGACUGGAGGCCACCCGUCCUGCAACCUAAAGCCAAACACCAAAUUCAGAUUCCAAGUGCCUUUAGUGGGGGGAGGGGUAGCGGGGGCUUUGGCCAUGAUGCCACUUCCCCUAUCUGGUGGCCUUUCUGAAAAGACUAGAAAGAGGUGGUUUAUAAGGCAAGCUGGUGGGAUUGGCUUAAUCAAGAACUAGAAGUUUUUACCCUGGAGGACUGGGAGAUAGGCUGAGAUUGGCAGAGUCUCUGUCACACCUCACUGAGAUGUCCCUUAUAGAGGCCUCCUGCUCUGGACUCUGAUGGACUCUCACUAAAAGCUAAGGCAGCUUUUCUGGAGUUUCUCUAGAUUCUCUAGAGCCAAAGAUGAAAAUGCCCCACAAACUGUAGGGUCAAAGGGCACACCCACCACAGUGCUAUAGUAAGGUGGUUUUUAGGAGUCCCCCUAAUGCACACAGUGUUUCUUGUAAAUGUAACAGGUGAGGGAUACACACAGCCCCUUACCAUAUGACUCUGCUAAGCUUCUGAAUUAGGGACCUUUGAGGAAGUUCUCUCUCACAAUAACCAACACUGGGGACCAGAACAGAACGGCUAAGUUCAGUGGUCACUAUAGCUUUGACCCUGGCUGGAGUGGUCCCCUCUCCAUAGGUUUCCCCAAACUGUUUUCUAGAUGAAGAUGGCAAUUCUAGAAGUCAAUCAAAGCAUACACCAACCUAAACCAAAGAACAAGCCCUGAGGCAGGGUGGGGGAGGUGCUGUCUGGUUAUGGAGUGUUAAGCAUACUACAUUUCAGUUAUAAUAAGAACAGAGUAACUGCUCUCAGGAAACACAAAUUUUAAACAUCAUGAGCUGAGUAAAGUCCAGAUGAUGGGCAGACAGUUCCUUUUUAAAGGCAAGAGAAAUUCUUGGGGUGUCUAGUCAGAAGGCAGCAGAAUUGUUGGGGCCACAAGAGUACUCUUACAUAAGACUGAGACGUAGUGUCAUAGUCCUGGUUCAGGGGCCAGAGCUCUAUCUACAGCAGCUAUGUUAAGCCAUCUCAGAUUUCUGCCUACAGGGCUUUCUCUUUAGAAAUUGUUUCCUUUAUUGCCCUUGGAAGAUCACCCCUAGGAGGAGUCUGAGACAUGUCACCUCCAUUCCUUUUCCUAGGGUUAUCCUUAUCCAUUUCUUAUACACAUUUCCUUACUGGGGGGAGUUGUUAUGCUAUAAUUGCUGGUAUUUAUGUAAAGGAACUAUUACUAAGUAUAUUUCUCUAUGUGUAUUAUGUUUAAGGGAAUGUUGAAGGUGGGUUACUAAAUUGCUGGGCUGAGGGUAGAGACAUUGGUCAGGAAAAACUGUGGGAUAAUAAACUCUUAAAUUACAAUUUGAUCACCAUACGCUUGUUCAAGGCUGUCUUAGGUUCAGAAGGAUAUCAACAGACAGCUGUGAUCAGAAAAACAUAGCCACAUUUUGUGAAAAAGUUGAAUUUUGAUUGAUGUGAGCCAUGCAUUUCCUUGUCUUUUACCUUUUUCUGUGACAUUUACGUCUCAUGUAACUUGCAUUGCAUUGGUGGGCUAUUCUAGUACUGUAUUUGGCUUCUUAAUAGAUUAUUUCAUAUACUAUAACUGUAAAUAUUUUGAUACAUAUGUUUAUAACUCUAGGGAUAUAAAAACAAAUUCUGAUUCCCUA